UUGAAAUCUUUUUUCCAACCCCAUCAAAAUUCACUUUUUCUUUUUCGUUUUCUCACUUUUCCAUUCUUUCUUGUCAGAUAAGUCUAUUUAUCCUUGAUCACAUUCUCAAUUUAGUCUCUUAUAUUAAUCUAUAGUGAUACCAUACCAUUUAUUCCCCUACCUAUAUAUUCGUUAUUAUAUUGCAUAUCUUCACUUUUCGCUUCCUGUCCUUUGCAAUUUCGUUUCAUUUUCCCGUAGAAUCUCCGGCAGCUGAGCUUACCGCGGGGAGAUCUGAAUUUGGGUGGGAAGGAUCUGAAAAUGGGUUCGGUUCCUCCAGAACUGAGCUUGGAUUUGAGACCCACUUUUGUUCCCAAGACGAUCAGUGAUUUUCUCUACGAGGUUUCCACGAUCGGAAACGCCGCCGACAAGUUGUCGAGGUUCGAUGAGUUUCUCAAGAGAUUGGAAGAGGAAAUGAGGAAGAUCGACGCUUUUAAGCGUGAGCUUCCUCUUUGCAUGCUCCUCUUAAAUGAUGCAAUCUUGACUCUGAAGGAGGAAUCAGCAAAACUCAGGACUCCUAUUUCUCAGCCAGUGCUGGAAGUAUUUAUUCCCUUGACGAAAGAAUGUGAUCAGAAAAAGGAUGAUAAGAAAGAAAAGGAAUGCAGAGAUAAGAAGAAUUGGAUGAGUUCUGUUCAGCUCUGGAAUACCGAUAAUCAUCCCACUACUAACAACCAUGCUUAUGAGCAAAGACAACACUGUGAAUUAGAAAACAAGAAAUGCGAAGAGGAAGGACAAUCUCUGCCUGAGGACCUAUUCCAAUCUCGUAGAAACGGUAAUAGUGGGUGCAGGGCGUUCUUUCCUUUCUCAACCUACCCUAGCAUCCCUGCGACACCAAUGACAACAAAGGAAGGAAAGGAAGACUCCAUUAAUGGUCUCUCUCUUCUGACUCCCGGUACUAAAAAUUUGAGGGAAGGUUCUGGUUCAAGUGGAUCGAGAAGUAGCUCUAGCAGAGCAGUUUCUUCCUCGACUCCCAGUUCACAGCCAAUUAUGCCCACAGGUCAUCAGCAGCCACAGAAGCAAGUUGCCCGGAAACAGAGGAGGUGCUGGUCACCGGAGCUGCAUCGACGAUUUGUCAAUGCAUUACAGCAACUUGGAGGUUCUCUAGCGGCAACCCCAAAACAAAUAAGAGAACUCAUGCAAGUUGAUGGCCUGACCAACGAUGAAGUGAAGAGUCAUUUACAAAAAUAUCGACUUCACACGCGAAGAACACCGGCUAACACGGCUUCACCCGCUAAUCAGUCUGUGGUUCUCGGAGGCUUGUGGAUGUCCCCAGAUCAGCACAAUGAAUCCUCCAAGGCUAGCAGUUCUGGGUCUGGUUCUCCUCAAGGUCCCCUCCAGUUAGCCGCAUCCGGUGGAGGGAUGUCUCGAACUGAAGGCGACAGCAUAGAAGAUGAUGAAGAUGAAAAAUCUGAGAGCUUUAGCUGGAAAAGUCACAUUCACAAACCUGGAAAAGAUGUAUAGAUACUGUCCACCAUGAAUUUUGCUGAUAAAAAUAUACGUGGGAGGAGUUUUACAACUACAUAAGUAUACUACAUCAUACCUGAAAAGAAAAAAGGAUCUACGAAUAGAGGCUAUUGAAAUUUUGCAGGACUAGCUUUACUUUUAUUUAUCCAACUUGAGUUUUAUCAUGAGCACUCCAAAAUAAAAUUCCUCCAUGCCAUUUCCCCCGUAUAUCAAGUUCCUUCAUUUCUUUGUCCGGUGUUUUAGAUCAUUUACUCAGUAAGACCCCAAAUUUUCAAACUAUGGAUGUUUCGUAAAUUCUUAGGAAUGAGGUUGGGCUUUUGAAUGUAGAGUCCAAAUUUGUUAGG
This is a messenger RNA of Neltuma alba, 1844 nucleotides long. Its product is annotated as transcription factor HHO5. The record is from RefSeq and is a predicted model, not a curated record. Gene Ontology annotation, biological process: regulation of DNA-templated transcription. The transcript has 5 exons. Gene Ontology annotation, molecular function: DNA binding; DNA-binding transcription factor activity. The coding region runs from base 298 to 1497 and encodes 399 amino acids. NCBI's taxonomy places the organism in Eukaryota, Viridiplantae, Streptophyta, Magnoliopsida, Fabales, Fabaceae.